Symsagittifera roscoffensis is the source of this 1685-nucleotide messenger RNA. RefSeq lists its product as uncharacterized. The record is from RefSeq and is a predicted model, not a curated record. Lineage: Eukaryota; Metazoa; Xenacoelomorpha; Acoela; Convolutidae. The coding region runs from base 3 to 1685 and encodes 560 amino acids. The transcript is spliced from 13 exons.
GAAUGCGCAGAUCUGAAUCACAAAUGAACAUGGUGCACACCCCACCUAGUGGGGGUAAACAUGAGCUCUCGAGGGGUGCAGCGGCUGAGAGGGAGAUGAGGACCAGACAGCGGAAGGAGAUGGAGGAGGAGAAACUGAGACGCAUCUGGGAGGAGGCGCAGAGAAGCAAGGAGGAAGCAAGAGAGGCUAAGCGGGAAAUCCAGCGACAAAAGGACAUCCGGAUGGCAGAGAUCAAAGCGAGGUGGCUGGAGAAACAAAAGGAGAGGGAUAAGAGCUUCCAAGAGAUGAUGGAGGAGCGACGGGAGGCGGAGAGGGAAACCGCAGCUACCCUGGAGAAGAUCCGGCGGGAGAGUGAGAUGCGCAGACACACUGGAUACUGGCAGCAGAGACCAAACUUCUCCCAGACCAGAAGAUCCCUUCAGGGCGAGGGAGAACAUUCAGGCAGACAUAAUGUACUGGAUCCGAUCGAAGAGAGUAGACCUAAAGUGGACUCAAGACAGUCUCGAAGAGCCUCGGCUCCUCCGCCGCAGAAGUCGAAUGCGGACAAGGUAUCUGACAAGAACAGAUCUUCGGAUGGGAGUGCACCGAAGACGAGACCGAAGAGAUUCAAGAAACGAUCAGCAUCGGCUAGCAAGGCGAGGAAGGGAUCGGGUGCAGAGGGGGCGGGGCAAGGGGUGGAUGGGGGUGAUGAUGGUACCAAUGCACAUGAAAGAUCCGUGUCUGCUCCUCCUCUCUUCUCAGACGUGGCCAAACGACUCAUGUUCGCCAAAAGAAGGUACUCUACGAUGCGGCUGAAGACGGCGGUGGCGAGGAAGAUGCGCAGUCUCAUGAUGGCAGAGAAGAGGAACAUGGAGGAGGAAGACAACAGGUACACGCGCACAAACAAAGGGCACGACGGAACCGACUUCGAAAAGCCUAAUAUCCGAGCGAUUGACGUGGGGGACUUGCUCCUGUCUGAGACGAGUGAGAGUGAGUACGGGGGAGGACUAAAAGCGAGAGACUACAGGGGAGGGAGCAAAGGAACAUCAGAUCCCAGCGAUACCCUGACAGCACUCCGUGUGUUGAAUAGAGAAAGGGGUUCUUCUGUGUUGAGUAGCAAUGGAGUGUCAGUGGAGUUGGACCAGUUCAUCGGACCCAGAGACUGCGAGGACAUCCUCCAGAGGACCAUCAACAAAAUCAAAAACACUGGUUUGUGUGGGAAGAUAGCAGACAUGAAAUCGAGAGAGGGACACAUGAUGAACUUGAGAAGGGCAGUGGUGAAGCCUCACUCCACUGAGACGACAACAGGAGGCAGCAACCCCUUCAACAGGUACCAGGAGCUGGAGCGACUCAACCACUUCCUUGAGCAACUGAUGGACAAGAUGAGAGACUGUCCGAUAGAGGAUGAGAACAAGAUCAACAUAGUGGAGAUCACAGACCAGAUUGUGAGGUAUCUCUCCGAGGAGGAGUUCCACAUGUUCCGCUUCUGCCUCGGACUCCAAAUCGACCAUGCAGUGCCUCCCAAACUCGAGGAACACACCAGACUCUUUUCCAGAUUACUCCUUGUUUCAGCUAGGCUGCUGAAGAAGAUCUUCACCUUCUUCCGCAAAGUGGAGAACCAGUCGGAAAUUGACGACAUCUACUUGACAGAGAAAAAAAGGAAUCUCCAGCAGACCGAAUUGGACCAGGGGAGCCAUCGCCAAUAA